Molecule: messenger RNA, 282 nt
Organism: Notodromas monacha
Lineage: Eukaryota; Metazoa; Arthropoda; Ostracoda; Podocopida; Cyprididae
Source: the annotation of a GenBank genome assembly
AUGUCGCCGCGAGAGCGACACUGGAAAUAUCGACUAUCUUUCUUCUACCCCAAGGAAGAAGACUCCGGCGUUUUCAUCUGCACGACGCCCGAGGGCUAUAGCAACUCCAUCGAAGUCAACAUCGCUCCUGUACAUUGCGGAGCUUUGAAUCCAUUGGACCCGCAACUCGAAAUUCAUCAAGAGGACGACAAGAUGACAGCAGUGGCAAAUUUUUCGUGUCCACUGGGCUACAUAUUACAUGGAGAUUCCAGCGUCAUGUGUCUUGCAAAUGUGACCGCGUAG